Messenger RNA from Osmia bicornis bicornis, 2544 nucleotides. RefSeq lists its product as uncharacterized. The record is from RefSeq and is a predicted model, not a curated record. The transcript is spliced from 6 exons. NCBI's taxonomy places the organism in Eukaryota, Metazoa, Arthropoda, Insecta, Hymenoptera, Megachilidae. Bases 96 to 1475 code for a protein of 459 amino acids.
GCGCUCCACUACGUCCAUGAUCGAAAUUCAAACUUAAAGCAACUGUCAACCGCCAUCAGAGUAUCGUGUCACAGAGAGUUUAUACGCCACAUAAAAUGUCCAAAACUAGAACGCAAAAGAAAAAUGCAGGAACACAAACAACUGAUACGAAUAAUAUGUUAGAAAUAGCUUCCUUGCAGGAACAAGUCAAGCUACUGACAAUUGAAAAUGAGCAUUUAAGGAAAUAUAUUAUUGAGGAACCGCGAAAUAGUUUGAAACCUACAACACCUACAACUCCAACUGAUGGAGUUGAUCAAACUCCAAAACAUUCAAGAUCAUUACGAAAGAAGUUAGAUACUCCAGUUACAAAUGAGAAGAAUAAAAUACCAAUGCGAGGUUGUACCUGUAAAGGUACAUGUAUCUCUAAAAUAUGUGGGUGCGUAAAAAAGCACAUUUUAUGUGGACAAUUAUGUAAAUGUAAUAAUGAUGCCUGUAAAAAUCAGGUACAAAAAAAUAUGGAACAAAACAAAGAAAAUUUGGAAAUGCAAGAGUAUGCAACAGUAUCCAAGAGUAUAUUUAGUCCAGAUGUUAUAAAAGAUGAUAUAAAUCUUAAUGUGGAACAAUUAAGAACUUCAUCUUUAUAUUUUGGGAGUCCUAAACAGUUAACUUUUGCAUCAGAUAAAGAAGAAGAAAAAGAAAAGAAGGAAGCAAAAAUAGUAAUCAGUAAAAGCAGUAAAAAUAGUAAGGAAUCAAAAGAACAUGAUAAAAAAGACCAGAAAAAUAUACUUACAACAAGAAACAAAUCCAAAAAAAUCAGCCCUAAACCACAUAGUACCAAACAAGUGGAAAACAUUGAAAGUACUUCUGGUAAAAAAGAGGAAAGACAGAAUAGUAAGAAAACGGAAAAGCAAGUAAUGGAGAGAUAUAAUGAAACAGAUACCAAAAUAAAUAAGAAAAUUAAAGAAAUAGAUAAACGAACAAAUAAUUAUAUGAAGAACAUAGCCAAUGGUAUGGUAUCAUUAAGGCAUGCUCAGAAAGGAUCAAAGCAAGUUUCGGUCAAUAAACCAAAUAGAAACAAUAUUAUUAGCGAUUCAGAUUCAAACGAUGAUAUUUCUAUUUCCGAGAAAGAAGUCCCACAAGGUGGAAUUAAUAACGGUUCUAAAUCGUUUCAACAAAAAGAAACUUUGGAUGUAAAUCCGACCCCUAUUAAAAACGAGAACAUUAAUGAUGAUGUUAAUCCGAUGAAACCUAAACAUGAAUUAUCUAGAACACCCAUUCACGGAUCAUCAGUGUCUCGUGAUAAUUCUGAUAUAUCAAUGUCGUUGUGUACUACCGUAAUAGAUGAAAAUCGCCAGCUUCCUGAAGAAUUCAACCAAGCUGAAGUAGAUUGGGAGGAAUAUCAGUCGCAGCUCGUACCGUGUGCAAAGUGCAAAAGAAAAUUCCAUCCACUUAGAAUUAAAAAGCACGAAUCCUGUUGUAAAGGUCGGAGUCACUGAUAUCAAGUGUUUCGAUCGUUUUUAAUAUCCUUGACUAUGAAUAACAAUUUUUACUAAAUUGAUGGCUAGUUAGACGGGAUUAAUAAUAAAUUAAAUUAGUUACAACUUUGGCCCAUUCAAUAUAAUUAUAUCGUCAGAAUCUACUAUACAAUAUUUCUCAAAUACUAGCUAACAGUACAAUAGAACUACCUACAUACAGUAUAUACGUAUAUAAUGAUUGGUAUUUAUACAUGUAUGUAAUUCUUAUGUGCGAAUCGAAAAGAUAACGCACAUGUUCACAGAACCACACACGUUCAAAACGCAUACGUACCCGUAUUCAACACUGAUUAUUAGAAUAUUAUUCGUGUAUUGUUUUCUAAGUCUUACUUAUUAUACAUCUCUAUAUAACUAACAUUCUUUAAUAUUUUUUUUUUACACUUCUAUGUAUGUACAACUUGGGGACAAAUUAUAUAAUGUAUACAUAUAUUACGGAUCUAUUGGAGUUACACAUAUACUGAUAUUGUGAUGUCGCAAAAUUAAAAACUGCUGAUUUUUUUCUUCUAAUGCUUAAGAAAAUAUAAUCUGGUGUAUCGUAACGAAAUGAUGUCUUCUGACAGUCUCUUGGGAAGUUUCAUAAUUAUUAUAAUUAUUUAUCCAUUGAAGUAGCAUGUUCUUCCAUAAAAUGCUGAUGGUAUCGAAAAUAUAGAGUUGCACAGUUGCAGCCAUAAAAAAUAAAAUUAUUGUACAUACACACAUGAGAAAAAUGACAGUAGUGCCAAGAAUGAAGUUAAUUUUGUUUUUAUAUAGUAUGAAUCAUAGUAUAUAAACACACAUUAUAUAAGUGUAGUCUAUCUUUUUCUUUAGAUCUUGUAUACCGUGGUAACGACACAAUUUAAUAUACAUUUUAAAAUAAACUAUCGCUUAAAUAUUUUGUAAUAAAAUACACAAUGAGUUGUAUGUAAAGAUCUAUUUUAUAAUACAAGUGGUAUACAGACACCAACGCAUCGUAAUACGAUUACAAAUAAUACUGCUUGAAAUUAUAAAAUAAAAUUGUUCAGAAUCAAUGAAAACAAAAAAUAUCCAAUAUGAA